Salvelinus sp. IW2-2015 is the source of this 819-nucleotide messenger RNA. The record is from RefSeq and is a predicted model, not a curated record. NCBI's taxonomy places the organism in Eukaryota, Metazoa, Chordata, Actinopteri, Salmoniformes, Salmonidae.
AUGAUAGUGUCUAACGUUAGUCUGAGCUGCGGCGUGAGCUGCCCAUGGGGAGUCAGUGACGGUAAGACGGUGGUUACGCAGGGAGGAGGCUCAGGUUCRCUGAGUCCUACGGGACAUCUCGUGGUGGCAGUGUGUCUGGGGUUCAUAGGUACAUUCGGUUUCCUCAACAACCUCCUGGUGUUAACGUUAUUCUGCCGGUACCAUACGCUGCGCUCGCCCAUCAACGUCCUGCUGUUGAGUGUGUGUGUUUCGGACCUGCUGGUCUGCGUGCUCGGAACACCGUUCAGCUUCGCCGCUGCCACGCAGGGCAGGUGGCUGAUCGGUAGGGCCGGAUGCGUCUGGUAUGGCUUCAUCAACUCCUGUUUGGGUAUCGUGUCUCUGAUCUCCCUGCAUCUGUCCUAUGAGCGAACCACCUGUUCAGUGGACUGGAGGACCCAGACACCCAACAACAUCUCCUACAUCGUCUGUCUGUUCACCUUCUGUCUGUUACUGCCUUUCUCUGUCAUAAUGUACAGCUACGGCAAGCUGCUCAGCGCUAUCAAACAGGUGAGCAAUGUGAGCACGGUGGUAACCCGUCGUCGUGAGCAACGCGUGCUGGUGAUGGUGGUAACCAUGGUCGCGUGUUACCUGUUGUGUUGGCUGCCGUACGGUGUUGCGGCCCUGCUGUCGACUUUUGGCCCUCGCAACCUUUUGACCCCUGAGGUCACCAUAGUCCCCUCGCUGCUGGCCAAGACAUCUACAGUCAUCAACCCUGUUAUAUACAUCUAUAUGAACAGACAGUCUUCAGUUCCUCCCAGCCGUAUCCAUGGUGACAGUUAG